UUCCGUCCAGACAGUAUAAGUCCUUGCUGCACGUUGUCACGAGACGAUUAAAUUGCACUGGAACUUCUUUCCAUCAAUGGAUCUCUCUAAUGAGCCAUAGCGACUGCAUUCUCCUGGAGGCUAUUUCCUUGUUUGCCCAAUACGCAGUCUUACUUAGACAUGCAGCCUGAAAUUAGCGUUUUAGGCAAAUCUUCCCAUUUCAAAGAAGUCACAGUUUCCUGAAGGCUAAUUCAGAAUGGGAUGUCGUCCAUCCAAAGGAUCUGCAACAAAAAAAGGGACGAAGCAGCAGAAAUACCUUCUGCAAGAAAUCAGAGACCACAAAGGAGGCAUCAAUUGUAUGGUACUAAGUGAUGAUGCAUCUCUUCUUGUAACUGGAAGUGAUGAUAAAACAGUGAGAAUGUGGAGCACGCUUUCAGAUCCUACAGAAUGUUUAGGGAUACUGGAAGGUCAUGACGGUUAUAUUACAUGUUGUGCGGUGCAUGAACAGUGUGUCAUCACAGGCUCUUCGGACGCUACCAUACGCAAAUGGUUUAUUGCUACUGCAGAAUGCUUGGCCAUCUAUACAGGACAUAGUUCUCGGAUAUCCAGGCUUCUAUGUGUGGGUCAUCUUAUAUUCUCCACUUCAAGUGAUCAUACCACCAGGGCUUGGCUGUUUGAUUUGAGCGAAGUAUCCGAUGAACAAGGAGAAGCUUGCAUUAAAGUCUUUCAGGGUCACACAAAAGGUACUUAUCCGUUGAUACAUGUACCAAUGGACGAAGAUGCUGGACUCGAUCUAGGUGCUGGCAUUCUCGUUACUGGCUCUGCUGACUGCACAGCUCGUUCGUGGUCAGUUGACUCAGGCUUAUGCUUAAAGAUCUUCCGAGGCCACACUGCUCCACUAAAUUGUUUGGCUCUUGAUCAUGGAAAGCAAGUAUUGUACACAGCUGGCGGAGAUGGCCUUAUAAAAAGUUGGAACCUUAUGUCAGGAGAAGCGCUCAAAGUACUGAGAGGUCAUGAAGGACCAAUAUUUUGCCUUAUGAUCCAUAAAAGAAUGUUAUAUUCGGGAAGCUCAGAUAAAUCAGCACGGUCUUGGGUUCUAGAAUUUGGAGAAUGCACAAGAAUAUACACUGGACAUCGACAUACAGUAUCUUCCAUUCGCCUAUCUGAUGGAAUGCUAUACACAGGAUGUGGAGACACAAUGGCUAGAAUGUUCGAAGCGAAAUCAGGAACACUCAAAAGAAUAUUCAAAGGUCACGAAAAUGCAAUUGUUUGCGUAGAGACUGUACCGGGAAAACUUUUCACUGGCUCAUAUGAUGGGAGUAUUCGAGUAUGGAAUACAACAGGUGUAAAAGAUGAAACUGUAUUCGGUACAGAUUUCAGUGAAAAAGACCAAAGAAAUGAGGACCUGGAAGAAGACAGCGAAGAUGUUCAGAAGGCUGUGAAAUCGCUUGAUCCCUAUUUAACAUAUUGAAUACUGUAACUAGAAACAAUUUUGUAUAAAGUGCUUUUAUAUGGUCUCUCAUUCAUAUGGAGGAAA
Stegodyphus dumicola is the source of this 1516-nucleotide messenger RNA. RefSeq lists its product as uncharacterized. The record is from RefSeq and is a predicted model, not a curated record. NCBI's taxonomy places the organism in Eukaryota, Metazoa, Arthropoda, Arachnida, Araneae, Eresidae. Gene Ontology annotation, molecular function: protein binding.